Cryptomeria japonica (Japanese cedar) is the source of this 1005-nucleotide messenger RNA. RefSeq lists its product as uncharacterized. Lineage: Eukaryota; Viridiplantae; Streptophyta; Pinopsida; Cupressales; Cupressaceae. The record is from RefSeq and is a predicted model, not a curated record. Bases 128 to 784 code for a protein of 218 amino acids. The transcript has a single exon.
AGCCCACCGCCCUGGGGACAGACAUUUCACCAGCAGAAUGGUUGGGAGCAAUAAUAACAAUAAUGAUGGAUUCUUUGCACAGAGAUGAGAGAUAAUCUUACAUUAUUAUUUGCAGAGCAGAAGAAAAAUGGGGAGCCGGAGAGGCCACACCCGAUCGGGAUCUCUCCAGGGGAUUCGAACCUCGGUCGCCAUGGUCAUGUCUACUCCGUUCAGUCCAGGCAGAGAUUUAAACAGACCGGUGGACUAUUCAUCGCGGCUCCGUUCCCCCAAGCGAGCAAAUGCGUGUUCCAUAAUUCCUCGCAGAGACUCUGGAUUCGAAUCCCAGGAGCCCUCGUCCCCGGAAAUAAGCUGCAUAGGGCAAAUUAAACUGAAACAGAAAUGGAGCAAAGCGUCAAAGCGAGGAGAAAAGGGAAGCAAAGAUCGCAAAUUGCUGUCGAAGCUGAAGAAUUUGCUAUUCAGGAGGUGUAUUAAGAAGGCGGAGGAAGCUCCGGCAAUGGAGGAGGAGGAGGAGGAGACUUUUUACCCUUCUUUAGGGCAAAUUAAACGCUAUAUUUCUGGCUCUUAUGACGGAAAAUUUGGCGACAUGUUUGCGGAGGAAGAGCCGACUCUGGCGGAUUCUCAGUGGCUUGUUUUGAAUGGCAAUUCAAAUGCAGGGGAAAAUGGAGGAGAAGGAGAAGAAGCGCCUGGUAUUUGUAUGGAGAAGCAGCUCUGUAUUCCGGCCAUUAAAGCCUUGGACGUCAAUAAUUUGAGCAGAUUUGAGUUGCAGAAACCCUUCUCCACGUGACCAUCGGCUUAUCCUUGGGAGUCGGUUGUAUGUGAAAUGUAAAGUGUAUGAAUAGAGUAAAAUGUUUGGCGGAGUUUGUAGGUUGGCACUUGGUAUAUUCAAUGCCGAUACCAUGGCAUUCCAAUUUCAGUUUUAAUUUUUACUGAAAUAUUUUUUUUUUCAAUCGAAACCUUAAUCAUUGCUCUCUUUCAAUAAAAUUCUCAAGGUGAAGUUAAAGCUGA